GCUACGAGCAACAACCUAUUAAAAAUUAAUCCGAACGUAAUUGCUUGUGAAAUUAUAAUCAGAAAUUAAAAUGUUUUGUCGAAACUUGUUUAUAACGGGAUUUCUUACUCUGGGUGGUGUUUUUGGGUACACACACAAUACUUCAGGUAUAAAUAAUACCACUAAGCAGAUUCUGAGAACCCAAGAUGAAGAAAGUCCAAGCAAUCUGAAGAACAACUUAUCUACCGACGUGCCACUAUGGGUGUCUGGUUUGAAGAAACAAAUAGCGAAUGCAGUGAGUGAACAAGGAUUUAAAGAAGCGAAACCUUUCAUAGAAAAAUAUGUGGAAGAUAUUGAAAAACAACACAACUUAAGGCUGCGUGUUAAGGUUAACAAACUGGGUCACGCAGAAGUUGAACACGAAGAAAAUAAUCCGAUAAUCCGAGCUAUCUCAUCAAACGACAAAAGUGCCGACCCACGCUGGUUGGCGGAAUUAAAAAACUUUAUAAUGCUCCUGGUGGACACUUUUGGGACACAUCAACUAUACACACUGUUACAUCCAGUUAUCAGUUCUAUCGAGAUGCGAUAUGACGUAAAAAUUUUAGACGUUGAUGUUGAUAACAAUGGUAAACCUAUCGUACACUACGAGGAACUCAAAAGUCCAAAAAGAGCUGAAAGGGUGAAAUCGAAAAGUAGACACCAUAAAACAAAAAGGCCAACAUACAGCUCCGACGAAGACAAAUCCGGUUCAAACAGUUCCUAAACAGUAGAAACAGCAAUAUUACAUGUGAAAUAUAAAUAUUUUAAAAAAUAU
Molecule: messenger RNA, 793 nt
Organism: Leptidea sinapis
Lineage: Eukaryota; Metazoa; Arthropoda; Insecta; Lepidoptera; Pieridae
Exons: 13
Coding region: 71-742 (223 amino acids)
Source: RefSeq, a predicted model, not a curated record